GCGCAUAUGCAGACGGCCUUCCGCUUUGAUGCUGUAAUUUCGUCCCUCAGCUGGACAGCUGCUGGCUUCGGAGUUGCGAGUAAAUUUUGGACACUGUCAUAGUUACCGUGGUUUAAUACUCCGUACAAUUUUGCACAAUUUUUUAUCAGCUUCUCGUGGGUGAGAAGCCCAGUUGCUAUUCAGUUCAGACCUUUCAUCUGAUCGGUGGCGCAUCUGCGUUGCUCGUACGCAACCUUCCCCUUGCCCGGUCGGUCAGACCCCCUUUGCCCCGGCCAAACUCACCCAUCCCUCUUCAGCAUUCUACCAGCUGUUGCGGGAGGGGAGAUCGGCAGCAUUCGUGCUCCUUGCGAGCUGCCUGCAAAUUUGCUUGCUAGGGUUCCGUCGGUGGUCUGUGGGCUCUGCAGGAUCCCGGAAUUGCAUCCGCGCCGAGGGCAAUGGCGGGAAGGCAUACCAUCAUUCUCAUGCAACCAUCGCAGAACAGAGCUACGAGGACAUUUAUGGACUUCGAUUCAGUUAACCACGCACUGGAUGGAAUGUGUGGCCUCUAUGAAAGGAAAAUCAGGAACAUCAACCCGAUGGUCAGGAACUUGACUUAUGAUAUCAGUGACCUGUACAAUUUCAUCGAUGGCCUGAUGGACAUAAGUGCACUGGUGUUCGACGACUCCCUCCAUGCUUUCCUGCCAUAUGACCGCCAGUGGAUAAAACAGAAGCUGUUUCAGCACCUAAAGAGGCUGGCUGAACAGUAGAGCAUGAUCACCGCUGGUUUUCGGCACCGCAUGGGUCGAGGACGAAGGUGCCCGGUUGCUGGUUCAGGCUUGGUUCGAAAUUCCUGGCAUGUUGUGUAAAGGUCUAUCUGGCGCUCUGGCAGUGUGUAGUGUUUGACGUGAACCAUGUGGUUGGCACGGCGACCAGGCACUAUAUGGUGAACUGCGGAACAAAUGCAAGCUUCCAGAUGAUCAUCUCGUUAUUUCUGAGUUC
This is a messenger RNA of Panicum virgatum (switchgrass), 978 nucleotides long. Its product is annotated as enhancer of rudimentary homolog. The record is from RefSeq and is a predicted model, not a curated record. The coding region runs from base 435 to 746 and encodes 103 amino acids. Lineage: Eukaryota; Viridiplantae; Streptophyta; Magnoliopsida; Poales; Poaceae. The transcript has 5 exons.